Molecule: messenger RNA, 380 nt
Organism: Cariama cristata (Red-legged seriema)
Lineage: Eukaryota; Metazoa; Chordata; Aves; Cariamiformes; Cariamidae
Product: zinc finger protein ubi-d4
Exons: 3
Biological process (GO): nervous system development
Cellular component (GO): nBAF complex
Source: RefSeq, a predicted model, not a curated record
UCUGUGGGAAACGAUACAAGAAUCGGCCGGGAUUGAGCUACCACUACGCUCACUCCCACCUGGCCGAGGAAGAAGGCGACGACAAGGAGGAUUCGCAGCCCCCCACUCCCGUCUCGCAGCGAUCGGAGGAGCAGAAAUCCAAGAAAGGACCGGACGGUUUGGCUUUGCCCAACAACUACUGCGAUUUCUGCCUGGGAGACUCCAAAAUUAACAAGAAAACGGGACAACCGGAGGAGUUGGUCUCGUGCUCGGACUGCGGGCGAUCGGGGCACCCCUCCUGCCUGCAGUUCACCCCGGUGAUGAUGGCGGCCGUCAAGACGUACCGCUGGCAGUGCAUCGAGUGCAAGUGCUGCAACAUCUGCGGCACCUCUGAGAACGAC